Molecule: messenger RNA, 1550 nt
Organism: Humulus lupulus (European hop)
Lineage: Eukaryota; Viridiplantae; Streptophyta; Magnoliopsida; Rosales; Cannabaceae
Product: aminomethyltransferase, mitochondrial
Exons: 4
Coding region: 179-1402 (407 amino acids)
Biological process (GO): glycine decarboxylation via glycine cleavage system
Cellular component (GO): mitochondrion
Molecular function (GO): aminomethyltransferase activity; protein binding
Source: RefSeq, a predicted model, not a curated record
UUCGGUUACAUUAUCUCUCUUCACUGCCUUGCAGAGUCAUACACAUAUACAUAUAUAUAAAAGCCAAUCUCUUUCUUGGUGGGAGUUGGUCUUUUGGGCUCUCAGAUUUGCAUUUUUCUGAAAAGCCAAGGAUAGACUACUGCUCAAUCCUUUACACUCGAUACUUUUUGUAUAGAAAAUGAGAGGGGGUUUAUGGCAACUUGGCCAAUCAAUCACCCGCCGCCUUGCACAGGCUGAUAAAAAGGCGGUAGCUCGUCGAUAUUAUUCUGUGGACUCUGAGCUCAAAAAAACUGUUCUUUAUGAUUUCCAUGUUGCAAACGGUGGGAAGAUGGUACCAUUUGCCGGGUGGAGCAUGCCUAUUCAGUACAAAGACUCAAUCAUGGACUCUACUGUCAAUUGUAGGGACAACGGGAGUCUAUUUGAUGUCUCCCACAUGUGUGGACUGAGCCUCAAAGGAAAAGACAGUAUUUCUUUCCUUGAGAAACUUGUUAUUGCUGAUGUUGCCGGGCUUGCCAAAGGAACAGGAACGCUUACUGUAUUUACAAAUGAGAAGGGUGGUGCCAUUGAUGACUCUGUGAUCACCAAGGUUACUGAUGAUCAUAUAUACUUGGUGGUGAAUGCUGGGUGCAGGGAUAAGGAUCUGGCUCACAUUGAGGAGCACAUGAAAGUGUUCAAAUCCAAAGGUGGGGAUGUCUCAUGGCACAUCCAUGAUGAGAGAUCUCUUUUAGCCCUCCAGGGCCCACUUGCUGCUCCAACUCUUCAACACUUGACAAAAGAUGAUUUGAGCAAGUUCUAUUUUGGAGACUUCCGAGUGUUGGAUAUCAAUGGCUCAAAAUGCUUCCUCACCAGAACCGGGUACACCGGUGAAGAUGGAUUUGAAAUUUCUGUUCCUUCCGAGCAUGCAGUGGAUCUUGCCAAAGCAAUCUUGGAAAAGUCAGAAGGAAAGGUGAGACUGACUGGUUUGGGUGCUCGAGAUAGUCUUCGACUGGAAGCAGGACUGUGUUUGUAUGGCAAUGAUAUGGAACAACACAUAUCACCUGUUGAGGCUGGACUUACAUGGGCCAUAGGGAAGAGAAGAAGGGCAGAAGGUGGUUUUCUGGGUGCUGAGGUGAUCCUCAAACAACUGGAAACAGGUCCAUCAAUUAGGCGUGUUGGUUUGAUCUCAUCAGGCCCACCUGCAAGAAGCCACAGUGAGAUUCAGAACGAGAAGGGCGAAAACAUUGGGGAAGUCACCAGUGGAGGAUUUAGUCCUUGCCUCAAGAAGAACAUAGCUAUGGGGUAUGUGAAAUCUGGACUACACAAGGCAGGGACCAAAGUUAAGAUUGCAGUUCGAGGAAAGGCCUAUGAUGGGGCUAUCACAAAAAUGCCAUUUGUACCUACAAAAUACUAUAAGCCAACCUGAUUUAGGCGUGGCUUCUCAGUGCCAGAAAUAUUCUAAUUCGUUCAUCAUGGACAGCAUUUUCAUAAAACUUGACUGCUGCAGUCAAUGCUAAUUUCAAUUCUCUAUUUCCUACACAUUCUGAAUGGAAUGAAAUGUUUCUUUCUUCAAA